This is a messenger RNA of Arabidopsis arenosa, 2208 nucleotides long. NCBI's taxonomy places the organism in Eukaryota, Viridiplantae, Streptophyta, Magnoliopsida, Brassicales, Brassicaceae. The record is from the annotation of a GenBank genome assembly.
CUAAAAACUGUGAUUAAUCUAGUGGAAUGUACCAUCCACAAACAUCAAAAACCUCUAAUCUCUGAAGUAAUUGUAUGGUGUAGGUAUGGUGGAGAUAUACUCUGUUUGUGGGAAGUGGAAACAAAAUGAAAAGCUUCAGUGGGUUUUCUUAGUAGACACAGAGAAAGGUGGAUCCCUUUGUGAGGAACUUCAUCGAUCAACUGGAAGUGACAUCUCAGUUUCUGUACCACCAAGUGAUACAUAUUCAACAGCUGAAAAAGGACAAGGAAAUUAUUUAUUAUUUUUGCCUCCUGCUCGAGAUUCUACUGUGAUUGCUAUAGGAAUUUCACAUUCAACGGCUGCACUUGAAAAUCAGAAGGAACCUCAUCCUUCAGUUGGAACUUCUUUUAUCUCUGCUGCACAUGAAAACCAGAAGGAACCUCAUCCUUCAGUUGGAACUUCUUCUAUCUCUGCUGCACAUGAAAACCAAAAGGAACCUCAUCCAUCAGUCGGAACUUCUUCCUUCUCUUUGCCAUAUAGUGAUACAUGUUCAACGGCUGAAAAGGAAAGAGGCAAUAAGUCAUUGGAUUUGAUUCCUGCUCCAGAUCGUAGUCCGAUUCCUAUAGGCGGUGUACACUCAACACGAGGUCCUGAUGAUAUAUAUGUUAAUAAAUAUUUCAUGAACAAGGCUGAGUUAAUGCAGAAGAUGAGGACAUGGGCGUUGGAGUAUAAGUUUGAGUUUAGGUCUCGAUGGUCUAACAAAGAUAGAGUGGUUUUGGUAUGUGUAGAUGAUAAAUGUACUUGGAGGAUGCGUGCAAUAAGGGUAGUCUCUUAUGAUUUCUUUGUGGUGAAGAAGUAUUGCCAUGAGCACACAUGUGACACUACACACAGAAAUGCAAAUCAUAGGCAAGCUACUGCGAAGUUGCUAGGGACUUUUUACUGCAGCCACUAUGGAGAAAAGAAAGAAGGAUUAAGACCAAAACAACUAAUGGAGCUAGUCAGGAGAGAUCAUGGAGUACACUUGCCAUGUUUGCUUAGUAUCAUCCCUGAUGCAGCUGAUUUGGUAUUUGUUUCUGAUCGUGCUCCAACCAUUGCAAAAGCACUUUCAGAUUUGUAUCCGCUUUCCCAUCAUGGAAUCUGCACGUAUCAUCUUGGGAACAACAUCAAAACAAAGUUUGGUAGUCAAAGUUUUUUGCCACUUGUUGAAGCUGCAGCAAAGGCCUAUACUUAUCAAGCAUUUGCAGAGGUUUUCAACGACAUACGAAUUUCUAAUUCAAAUUUGGCUGCAUAUUUAGAAGAGGCUGAUUUGAGGAAGUGGGCUCGAUGUUUUGCUCCGUCACACCGCUACAAUAUAAUGACAACAAAUAUUGCAGAAUCGUUGAAUUCCAUGUUAAAAGAACCUCGGGAACUUCCAGUGCUUUCUCUUCUUGAGACUAUGAGGUUAACCUUAACCACCUGGUUUCAUGAACGUCGGGAAAAAGCUGCAAAACACAACAAGCGCCUUACUCCUAAUGUUACAAAGGAGAUGGUCUUAAGGUUUAGGGAGGCAAUGACACUCGACGUUUCCCGGGUUGAUCAAUUUGAGUUUGAAGUCAAAGACAAACACAAUAAAUUUGUUGUCCAUCUAAGGAAUAAAAAUUGCACUUGCUGCGUUUUUGACAUCGACAAAAUCCCUUGCAUUCAUGCAAUUGCUGCUUCGAAGCGAACAAACAUGUAUGAAAACAAACUAGCAGAUGAUUUCUACUUGACAGAUACAUGGGCUAAAGCAUAUGCUGAGAGCAUACAUCCGAGUGGAGAUGCAAAGAAUUGGGUUUUUCCUGAUUCUAUAACUGGUUUUUUCUGUGCACCACCAGAAACUAGGGUAAGCAGUGGUAGACCGCCGAAGAAGAGAUUUCGAUCUGCUGGAGAGUUUGGUGUACCAGGUUCAAAAUCUCAGAGACACAAAUGUGGUAGAUGUGGUAAAGAAGGGCAUAAUAAGACUACAUGCAGAUCCAAAAUAUGAUAAAUUUAUCGACUGAAUUGUCUUUAUCCCUUCUGUGUUUGUCCAGGAAAAAAUUAAAGACGUAAUCUUCAAAUUUAUUUUAGGACUUCUUUUCAGUAUUUUAGGAAGGCCUUCCCGAAACUACGAUUUUCAGGCAUUCGAUUUUUGUUCGAUCAUGUAAUGAUUUGAAUGAUAUCUUCAUAUGUAGUAGUAAUGUUAUUUGUUUGAAAUAAAAGCUAUGACUUACU